Lucilia sericata (common green bottle fly) is the source of this 1806-nucleotide messenger RNA. Its product is annotated as venom acid phosphatase Acph-1-like. Gene Ontology annotation, molecular function: phosphatase activity. Bases 405 to 1631 code for a protein of 408 amino acids. NCBI's taxonomy places the organism in Eukaryota, Metazoa, Arthropoda, Insecta, Diptera, Calliphoridae. Gene Ontology annotation, biological process: dephosphorylation. The transcript is spliced from 5 exons. The record is from RefSeq and is a predicted model, not a curated record.
CUUUAAACGGGCAAACACAACAGGUGCAUAAAUUGUGUCUAGAACGGUUAAAUAGAAAAAUUAAGUGGAACAUUAAUUGAAUAUAAAAGUACUAAAUGUCAAUAUAAAUAUAGAGAAAGAAAUAAAUUUAAAAUUAUUAAAAAGUAAAAGUGAAAAUAAAGUUUAUAACAUUUUCUAAUAAAAUGAUAAUUAAAAGACAAUCAUUACGAGAUAAAAAAUGAAUUAAUGAUAAAUAAAACAAUUAAAAUAUAAUUAAAAAAUAAUUUAAAUAUUAUUAAUAUACUUAACACCAUCAAGUGCUAAAUAUUAUACCAAUGACUAUUAAUUAAUUAAAAAAGCUGCAAAUAAAACAAUAAAUAUAAUUUUUAAAAAAAGUGUUGUUGUCGUAAAAAAUCCUCACCAAAAUGCUGUUCAAUAUUUCCAGAAAAAAUUUCGUAUUCCUUUUACUUUUAAGUUCUAUUGUGAUUAUUGUCAUUAUUAUAUUCUGUGCAACAACAUCUGUUAAAACACAGUUUGAAUGUUUCAAUACGGAAGUGGAUACGAAAAAUUCAACAUUGGAAUUAGUGCAUAUAGUUUUGCGACAUGGUCCCCGAACACCAGUAGAUACCUACCCUAGAGAUCCUUAUGUAAAUAGUGGAUUUGAGCCUACCGGUUGGGGUCACAUAACCAAUAAAGGUAAAAGGGAGUUAUAUGAAUUGGGCAAAUUACUAAAUAAACGUUAUGGAAAGUAUAUGGAACCGUAUUAUACACCAGAUAAAGUUUAUGCCCAAGCUACUGCUUCCCCUAGAGCCAUGAUGACCUUAUCUACCGUUUUAGCCAGCAUGUUUCCACCCCAAAAUACUCCCAUGGAAUGGCAUCCUACUCUCAAUUGGCAGCCUAUACCCAUAUUCUCAGAACCCUUGGAUCAAGAUUCAUUGCUUUUAGUACGCACCCCUUGCCCUCGAUAUUUUGAGGCUCGAGAUGAGGUGUUCGAAUUACCCGAAGUUAAAGCGGAAAUGUUGAAAUACCAAUCUCUAUUCAAAAAUCUAACUGAACUAACGGGCAUGAAUGUGACUAAUGCUGAGCACAUCAAUUCUCUUUAUAUUACUCUGGAGGCGGAGAGAGAUUUUGGUUUGCCGCUACCCGAAUGGACGAAAGAUUAUUUCCCCGAUAAAAUGCAAUUUUUGGCUGAACAGAGUUAUGUUUAUAAUGCUUAUACUAGGGAAAUGCAAAAGAUAAAGGGUGGUCCUUUCCUAAAGAAAAUGUACGAUGAGAUGUUGAAGAAAAGGGCUCAAAAGCUUAAGCCUUUUGAUAGAAAAAUGUUUAUUUAUACGGGUCAUGAUUGGACAGUGGGUAAUAUAUUGUCUGCCUUAAAGGUAUGGGAUAGACAAAUGCCUAGGUUUUCGGUAAUGGCCAUAUUUGAACUGCAUAAAAAUCCCAUCACACAGGAGUAUUAUGUGGAGAUCUUCUUGCGCAAUGAUGAGCAGGGCUGCCUCAAACAAUUACAAAUACCCCACUGUGAUCUUAAGUGUCCGUUGGACAAGUUACUGCUGCUAAGUCAAGAUGUCUUGCCAAAUGAACCAUAUGCGGAGCGUUGUACUGCCAAAAAUAGCAAUUUCAUUGAACCACCACCAAGGCUGAUAGAUCAGUAAAGUUGUGGCUGUAAUACAUACCUUUUUGCACACAAGAGCUGGCCUUGCAACCAACUAACCAACCACCCUAUAAUUAGCUAUAAGUAUCUAGAACAAAUACAUAUUUAACCAGUAUUAUGGUUUUAAGUUGUUUAUAAAUUUUAUAAAAAUAAAUUUUGUAAAUUUGUAAUUAAAA